GAAAGUCGUUUUGUGGUCACGCUGCUGACACGACGACAGACCUUCUGUGAUUUUUGUUGAAGACUUUGUUGCAAUUUGUUUUUUUGUUUUGUUUAAACCAUGUCGACGGCCAUCGAUGAACUGCAGGCAAUCAUUGCCGAACUGAAAACGGAGCUCGAGGAGCAAAAGACAGCCACACGCAAUGCACGCGACAAAAUCGAGCAUAUGUCUGCCGAGGUGGUGGACUCGAAUCCCUACAGUCGCCUCAUGGCGCUCCAGCGCAUGAACAUUGUGAAGGAUUACGAGCGCAUACGUGACAAGGCGGUGGCCAUUGUAGGAGUGGGUGGCGUUGGCAGCGUCACAGCCGAUAUGCUGACGCGCUGCGGCAUUGGCAAACUCAUCCUAUUCGACUAUGACAAAGUGGAGCUUGCCAACAUGAAUCGUUUAUUCUUCACACCCGACCAGGCGGGUCUCUCCAAAGUGGAGGCUGCCGCACGCACCCUGAGCUUCAUCAAUCCCGAUGUGCGGCUCGAGACGCACAAUUACAACAUUACCACCGUGGAUAACUUUGACAAGUUCCUGGCCACCAUCUCAGAAUCGGGCAUACAACAGGGACAAGCUGUGGAUCUAGUGCUCAGCUGUGUGGACAACUUCGAGGCCCGCAUGGCCAUCAAUUCGGCGUGUAACGAAAUCAAUCUCAAUUGGUUUGAAUCGGGUGUCUCCGAAAAUGCCGUUUCCGGUCACAUACAGUUCAUCCGUCCGGGUGAUACCGCAUGUUUCGCUUGUGCUCCGCCGCUGGUCGUUGCAGAGAACAUCGAUGAGCGUACGCUGAAGCGUGAGGGCGUCUGUGCUGCCUCGCUGCCCACCACCAUGGGCAUUACGGCGGGUCUGCUCGUCCAGAAUGCGCUUAAAUAUUUGCUCAACUUUGGCGAAGUCUCUGACUAUUUGGGCUACAAUGCUUUGAAUGAUUUCUUCCCUAAAAUGACAUUGAAGCCAAACACACAAUGCGACGAUAGGCAUUGUUUGAAACGCCAAGAAGAGUUCCAAGCUCGUCCCAAACCUGUUGUCGUCGUGGAGGAGACGGUGUCCGAUGAACCACUGCAUGCCACAAAUGACUGGGGUAUUGAGUUGGUUGCCGAAGAUGCGCCUGCUGUGGAGACAACUAGCAAGCCAGCCGAGGUCGUCUCGGGUCUGCGUUUGGCCUACGAAGCUCCCGAUAAACUGGACAUUUCAUCCAAUGAAACAGCAGCGGUUGGUGAUGGUGCGCCUGAAGCGAGUCUGGAGGAUCUGAUGGCCCAGAUGAAGUCCAUGUGAAGUAGCGAGAUCAAAAUUCCAUACUCUGUUAUUUAUACGCAUUAUAUAAAUAUAUUUACAAGUUUUUUUUACAACGCAAAUUUCUAAUCUGUUAUUCAGACAAAUAU
Messenger RNA from Drosophila albomicans, 1400 nucleotides. RefSeq names its product ubiquitin-like modifier-activating enzyme 5 (gene Uba5). The record is from RefSeq and is a predicted model, not a curated record. Lineage: Eukaryota; Metazoa; Arthropoda; Insecta; Diptera; Drosophilidae. Gene Ontology annotation, biological process: protein ufmylation. Gene Ontology annotation, molecular function: UFM1 activating enzyme activity. The coding region runs from base 100 to 1293 and encodes 397 amino acids. The transcript is spliced from 2 exons. Gene Ontology annotation, cellular component: cytosol; cytoplasm.